Molecule: messenger RNA, 477 nt
Organism: Lodderomyces parapsilosis
Lineage: Eukaryota; Fungi; Ascomycota; Pichiomycetes; Serinales; Debaryomycetaceae
Exons: 1
Coding region: 1-477 (158 amino acids)
Source: RefSeq, a predicted model, not a curated record
AUGUUUUCAAGUUCAAUCAGUCAGAAAGCUUUGCGUGCUACUUUGUUGGCAAAAAGAUUUAACUCGUCUCAUUCUCACCAUGUUGAAAAGAAACCAGUUGAAAUUACCUUUGCCAAAAUAUUUGCUGUCGCAUCCAUAGUUGGAGGGAUACUUCUUUACAAGAACAAAGACAAGACUGAAACGCCUCUUUUCAAGUCAGGACUUUUUGACCAAGAAUUGAGUGGACAACGUGACCAUUUAAGAGAAGGAGAAUAUGAGAGUCGUUAUAAAAUGGGAUUCAUCAAAACUUAUAUCGCUGAUAAUGGUGGCUCUGGAUUUGGUAACUCAGCUUAUAGAAGAGGAAGUGGAGAAGAGGUUACCAACACGAAUUUAAUACCAGCCCAUUCUCCAUGGGGCCCACAAUUUGGUGCCGGAAUUAAAUUAGACAAAUUGGGUGAAAGGAGGGAGAGAAUAGAAAGGUUUGCUCCACUUAAAUAG